Messenger RNA from Anopheles maculipalpis, 3874 nucleotides. Its product is annotated as mucin-3A-like. The record is from RefSeq and is a predicted model, not a curated record. The transcript has 3 exons. Gene Ontology annotation, biological process: regulation of transcription by RNA polymerase II. Gene Ontology annotation, cellular component: nucleus. Gene Ontology annotation, molecular function: transcription cis-regulatory region binding. The coding region runs from base 2 to 3874 and encodes 1290 amino acids. Lineage: Eukaryota; Metazoa; Arthropoda; Insecta; Diptera; Culicidae.
CAUGGCAAUGAACAUGGCGAUGGUUUGCUUCAUAGCAAUAGCAACAGUCAGUUUACUCGCAUCAGUAGCGCGCUGUGAGCCAAACUAUCAACCCCAGCAACAACCGGGUGGAAAUGACUUUAGUGGCGCUGGUGGAGGUGUUAACAACGGAAAUGCGCUCUACAGUGGGCAACAGCAACAGCAGCAGCAGCAGCAGCAACAGAGACCUUAUCCACCGGCGGGAGCUCCAUCUCGCUUUCGGCAAGCGGCUCCGGCCACGACUCCAGCUCCUACCUUCUUCCAGCGUAUCUCAAAUUGGUUUUCCUUCCUGGGAGACGAUAGCGAUGAACGACGACCACCGAUACAGCAACAACAGCAGCCUCAAAUUCCACAACUUCCACCACAGCGACACCUGCCGCCACAACAGUACAACAACCCUCAGCCAACACCAUCGGUGCAGACUCAGCAACAGCUCCAGUUUCAACAGCAACAACUUCAAUAUCAGCAACAGUAUCCGCCACAGCAACCACAACUCCAGCAGCCAAUUCAGCAACCGUUUCCUUAUCCGUUUCAAAUUCGUAACGGAAGCAGAGCGACGCAGCUAGCUCCCCAACAGCAGCAGCCAGCCGUCAGCGUUGGCUUCCAACCCAGCGCUCCAGUAAUACAGGAAAGUGGUUCGAGUUAUCAUGCUGCGGUAGCACCAGGGGUGCCACAAAACACGUUCGUACCGUCCACACUGCAGCAACAGAUCGUUCCGCAGGUGAACGUAUUUCGUGAUCCGGAGCCAACUACCGGCAGGACGCCACCUGUAGCGCACAAUGGCGACGUUAAUUACCAUCCGUGCAAUAAUGUGCCCUGGGUUCCGAUAGCAGCACCACCCGAAUAUCCAAGCGCUGUCGGUGGAACGGGCGGUGGUCCUCCAAAAUCACCAGCACCACCAAGUGUGCCGAAUCGACCACCACCACCGAUCAAGCUACAAACGGCUCACAAGGGACAGGUUCAAUCGGUAAGCCCAUACUCCGGUGCUCCUUCCGGUCCGGCAAGCCCACUAGAACCAGCUAUUAUUACUGCUGCUCCACAAGCACAGCAGUUGAUUCAACUGCAACUUCAACAGCAGCAACAUCAGCUUCAAAACCUGCAACUACAGCAACUUCAGCUUCAACAGCAACAACUUCAGCAGCAACUCCAGCAGCUGAAAACCACCACCACGAGUGCUCCCGUUCCAGCGGUGGGAGCUCACUUUAUUACGAAAACGCCGGACGUGUUGGUGACGGCUGGACCAUCAUCAACGCUUCAACCGAUCACGCUACGUCAGGUGUCGGCAUCUUACUUCACCAACAAGGAGUAUGCACCGCCGGCCAAGCUACUACCGAUUCAGAACGAAGGGAAACCGCUCGCACCAAUUCCUCUGCCGAACCUGAGUGCUACUCCCAUACCACCGCUCUACACGGCCGGAUCAUUCCACAACGAUCCGUACAAGUUCUAUCGACCCUACCGACCGGUAGAGCCCAUCCUAGAGCUUGGUCACGGUUAUCCUACGUCUUCCAAAUCAAAGUCCAACAGCUACAUCCGAUAUCCGCACGAGCCGACCAACACGAAGAAUGAUUCCAUCUUUGACGUAGAACAAUUCGCAUCGUCUGCUUCCUCAUCCAUCUACACUACGGUGGCGUAUUCCAACGGUGAGGACUCAAAGCCUGAAGCAUCCGAGAAGCGUAAUGUGGCUACAAGUAGUAAUGGAAACAGUGGAGCAAGUAUUCCGCACAAGGAAGGUGCCAACGUCGAUGAUGCGGAAUACGAUUCGGAAGAAGAUGAGCAUGGACCACCGGUAAUUCGUACUACGAUCGAAGUUUCGAGCGUUGUGCCCCAGACACGCUACUACGGAUCAACGACUACACCCUUCCCUCCAUCUUCACCAAAGCCGGAACGAUACAGUACCUUUCCAACACCGGCCCCGUCCGAUCUUGGCAACGGUGUGCAGAUUAUUUACUCGGCCAAUUUGCGGACUAAUCCUCCGGUCAAUACGGUGAACAAUCAGCUGAACGAUGAGGAAGAUACAACGGAAGCGGCCGCCCAGCGAAUCGUCCAAACUACAUCCCGUCCAGCAACGACCACUCCGGAGCCUGAAACGACACCUCCCACUGAUCUCUACUCGGAACCGUUCCAUAUAGGAUCGAGCUUGCCGAUGGAGUUCCAAAAGCAACCCACACCAGAACCUGCCAGUCAGUUGACGGACACAGCGUCGACGAGUGAUGAGACACCGGUAACGACAGUGACGCCUCUUCCUUCCUCACUGACUGCAACGUUCGGUGGAUACCAGAAUCUAGUGUCCACUAAGAAGCCGAAACAGAUUCAGAUCAUAAUUCCCUACCACACGUACAAGAAACCAGAACCGUUUAAACCGCUACCAGCUCAGGAUAGUUUGGAUGAUUUAGAUUACAACGCACCGGAAGAGUCGAGCAUCGUAACUUCCAAGCAUUCGGGACACUCGGGACCAACACCACCGUCCGGCAAUGCCAUCCAGCAGUCAACGAAACCCAAAACACGCUUCAUUGAGAAUGAUUCGGUCAAGUAUUUCCAAUCCACUACGCAUCUAAAAGAGAUUCUCCAGAAGGAAACGACACAACCGUUCAUGAGGCCAGCAAUGAAAACGCCUCCCAAACCGGUCAAAUCGAUAAAGAAGGUCCGACCGGUAGAGAUCUCCAAAGAGUCAAAACCAUUUACCGUGCGGAUACCGAAGAUGACACCACUGCCCCCGGUUGUAAGCUUAAGCAGUUUGACUAGCGUACGCGGUGGAAUGGAACGCCACACCACGCCACUGCCCGAUGGGUCACGAACUCCGUCCCCGCCGGUAGCGCUGUCCAAGUACGUGAAACCCGUCACCCCGCACUACGUCAACGUGACCCGUGUUAAGAUCUCUCCGACGACAUACGCGCAAAAGUCUCGUACGACCAUCUCGCAGUUGCUGCGCACGACUAAAAUUAUUCCAAAAGGUCCGAAGCUGUUCGGUAACGAUUUGCUCGUAUCGGAAACGAGCCGCACGGUGAGACCGCCGCUAUCGCCGGCAUCUACCACAUACCAGCAGCAUCGCCGCACGACAUUCCUUACGACACCGUCUACAACCCCGAAAACUACGACCACCACUACAACGACGGAGGAACCGCCGGUGCAGGAGCAGGCGGACCAGUUUGCUAGUCCCGGAGACAAUACGGUUGGGCCGAUCUACGAGCGCACAAUCGAUUGGGAUAUUGAUCCGAACGAGUUGCAGCGAAAGAUUGACACGUGGACCGAGCAAGAGUUCGGUGCGGAUGACUUUGCGCGGAAAGCUAGCACACUGUCGCUGCACCGUGUCACCAAAGCUAUACCCUGGGAGUUCUUGACGUCGACGAUGUUGCCCGCGUUGCACGACAAACCUGGCAAGAGUAGUCGGUCCGGGUGGCAGCAUGUCAAGAUUGCCAUAUCGCCAAUUACCAAGGAAAAGAUCUACGUCGUUACACCGCAACCGUGGACGGCGGCUUUGCUGAACAAUCAUCAUGAACAUCCACACCAUAACCAUCAUCACCAUCAUCAUCAUUCUCAUCCGCAGCAGCAAGUGCUGGAGGAACGCAAUGGACGGGUAUUGACACCGCGGUUCAGUGUGCGACCAACGCCUCUUUACUACAAGGGAGGAGGCAUCUACCAGACCGGCUCAUCGACGGUGGAUGUUUCACCCGAAUCUGUAAACGAUCUACUGGAACAGAAGCCGAAGCAUCGAUUCAGCAGUAGCAGUAUCACCGCCGGCACUGGCACAAAGGUGAAACACCUUCUCCAGCAGCGAAAGUACGUCCGGAAGAAACUGCCCUACGGUGGAAGUUCGGGCACGGGCCGGCUCGCCAGUUCCAGCCGGGAGGAUGUGUAG